UCCUGCUGCUGAGGUUACCUGGGGUCAGAACGUCAGCAUCAAUUGUUCUGUCUCAACUCAAACUCAACAGAUUUUAAGUUCAAAAUUUAUUUUGAAAAAAAAUUCAAGUUCAGUUGGAGAAACCCAAACGUCAAGUACCAACUCUGCUACCUUCAACAUGCCUGAAGUCAACUUUGACAACGAAGGAUCAUACCAGUGUCAGUAUAAGAUAACAGUUGCAGGUCAAGACUUCACCUCCUCAAGUGACUCUGUCAGCCUCUCUGUGCCGCUGCAGCAGCCCAGCAUCUCCCUAACAUCUCCUAACAGAGGGCUGGUCUGGGGCCCUGAAGGUGCACAGAUCACCAGGGGUUUCAGCUUUGUCUUCACCUGCUCCACUUCCUCCCAUUAUCCUGGAGGUGUUUUCCAUCUCAUCUUCUCUGGUUCAAACCUCACCAACACAGAGCCAGCAGUCAACCAGUCAGCCUCCUUUUCCUUCCCGGUGGCUGAGUAUGAACAACAGGGAAACUACAGCUUGCCGCUGCAGCAGCCCAGCAUCUCCCUAACAUCUCCUAACAGAGGGCUGGUCUGGGGCCCUGAAGGUGCACAGAUCACCAGGGGUUUCAGCUUUGUCUUCACCUGCUCCACUUCCUCCCAUUAUCCUGGAGGUGUUUUCCAUCUCAUCUUCUCUGGUUCAAACCUCACCAACACAGAGCCAGCAGUCAACCAGUCAGCCUCCUUUUCCUUCCCGGUGGCUGAGUAUGAACAACAGGGCAACUACAGCUGUGUGUAUGAAGUCACACUGUCCUCGAGAACAUUCACUUCUACACAGACAGCACCGAUUAGUGUCGUCAUUAAAAGUAAGUAG
Messenger RNA from Perca fluviatilis (European perch), 844 nucleotides. RefSeq lists its product as uncharacterized. The coding region runs from base 158 to 844 and encodes 228 amino acids. Lineage: Eukaryota; Metazoa; Chordata; Actinopteri; Perciformes; Percidae. The transcript has 3 exons. The record is from RefSeq and is a predicted model, not a curated record.